Messenger RNA from Amphimedon queenslandica, 1802 nucleotides. RefSeq lists its product as uncharacterized. Lineage: Eukaryota; Metazoa; Porifera; Demospongiae; Haplosclerida; Niphatidae. The transcript has 17 exons. The coding region runs from base 50 to 1726 and encodes 558 amino acids. The record is from RefSeq and is a predicted model, not a curated record. Gene Ontology annotation, molecular function: nucleic acid binding.
UAAGCUGUUUUUAACGAGUGUUCCUAGGGUACGUCCUCUCCUUCUCCUGAUGGAUGGUCAUUCUACUCAUUAUGGUCCUGACCUUAUCAAGAUAGCAGCUGAAGAGCAAAUUUUAAUAUUUGUAUUGCCACCCAAUGCCACUCAUUUAACACAGCCACUUGACAAAGGGUGUUUUGGACCAUUAAAAACUGCUUGGAAGGCUGUGUGUCAUGAGUUCUGCACUAAAAACCCUGGUCGUGUGGUAACCAGAUACGAUUUCUCUGUAUUAUUUGCUGAUGCAUGGAGAAGGUCAAUGACACAGAGAAACAUUGCAAGUGGCUUUGAAGUAACUGGUAUAUGUCCUUUCAACAGAAAUGCUAUUAAAACUGGCAAUGACAAGCAAGAAACCAUCAGCCGUUCACUGUUAGACCAGACUGGUCUAGCAUACAUACCGCUCUAUAGUCCAGAUAUAAAGAGAACGAGGGAUCAUGAUUCUUCAUUCAAUUCUAGUCUCUUGGAGAGAUCACUUUCAGAGAAUGAUUUAUCGCAAGCUGUCACUCCAAUGCGAAGAGUAAUGCCUAUAGAGUCUUUUCUGAAAACUCCCAGUCAUCCCAGUAGCAAGCCCACCCUGAAGCCUAAAUCAUGCGGAAGAGUAUUGACUAGUGUUGAAUUCAUGACAUGUAUAGAGGAAAAGGAAAGAAUGAAGCAGGAAGCCUUGAAGGAGAAGGAGCGUAAAAGAAUUGCUAGACUUGAGAACCAGAAGGAAGCUAAUAGAGUAAAAGAGUUGAAGAGAAGUGCAAAUUUUACUAUGAGUGAGCACAGGCAAUUCUCUAAGAGGUUUGAAAAUGGGUAUGACAUUCCGGAUGAGAGGUAUGAGUUAUGGGUUCAGUUAUAUCGUCCUAAUAUGACAUCUCAAGAUUCAAAUGCUGAAGAUGAAGACCAAGAUUCCUUGAGUAAUGACACUGAUGAAGGAGAAGAGCUUUCAAUGAGUGCUGCAAACAGUAUAGAGACACAGACACAUACUGUCACAGCUAAUAACAGAGCAAAAAGAGUUGCACCUAUCAAGGGAACCGCUGCUACUAAAGUUGAUGCCUUUGUUACUUCUAAUGCUAAGAAGGCUGUGAGGUCUAAAGAGACAGCAAUCGCUGUACCUACUACUAGGAGUGUUAGAUAUAAAGAGAGAGUUUUACCUAUUGAAGAAAGUGUUAGAGCUAAAGAAAGUGUUAGAGCUAAAGAGACAGUUGAACCCACUACAGAUAUUAGUACUGCAGCCAAAGAGAGCAAUAGAACUAAAGAAACAGAGAGAGUUAUACGUACUGCUAAGGGGAGUAAGGGAAGUGUUAGAACUAAAGAAACAACUGUAAGUCCUGCUAAUGCAACUACUGCUAAGAAAAGUGCUAAAGAAUCAGCUGAUUAUCCUACUGCAAAGAAGAGUGUUCAAAGUGCACAUAGAGUUGAUACAAGAAGGAGUUUCAGAACUAAACGUAAAAUGGAAAGAGUUGGACAAUGUACAGUGAAUAAUGGUAUUGCUAAAGAUGCAAUCCCUCCUACUACUUAUGCUACCAAAAGGAAUGUUAAAUCUAAAGUCAAGUCUGAUUGUUCCCUAAAGCAAUGUUCACAUCCUGAUGAGUCUAAUUGGGUCUUUUGUUGCAGCUGCAACCAGUGGUAUCACUGUUAUUGUUAUAAAAUUUCAUUUCAAAAGGCGAAAUCAAAAAACUUUAAAUUUACAUGUAACAACUGUAAAUAAUAACUAAUUUUAAUAAUAAUCAAUAAUGUUAGGCGUGUCCGUUUAUUGUAGAAGAAGUUAAAUAUUUUUUAUGGUA